Uranotaenia lowii is the source of this 1065-nucleotide messenger RNA. RefSeq lists its product as uncharacterized. Bases 35 to 742 code for a protein of 235 amino acids. The transcript has 2 exons. NCBI's taxonomy places the organism in Eukaryota, Metazoa, Arthropoda, Insecta, Diptera, Culicidae. The record is from RefSeq and is a predicted model, not a curated record.
ACAACAGUUUCAAAAUCCCUUGUUCCUCCUAUCAAUGUCUCACUACCGAACAACUUACCAUUCGGAUUUCAGCACUCCACCUGCAGAUGUUUUCGACGAUCAAGAUCAACCUAGACAUGGAAGCCAUCGUUACGCGGAACCCUGCAGCCAGUGUCACCGAAUUUGCAGGUGCGUCCGAACGGGUAGAAACGUAUCACAAAUCGAACCACCAUCGCGUCGAUCUUCUUGCUGCAGCACCAAUUCUCGGAUCCGCUCGAUCCGACAGCUGGAUUACACCAGUCCACCAAGUUCUUCAGUGGCUCGACGUGACUGCCAUUGCCGAUGCAAGUGUUGCAACGCCCCCAAACAGAAACAUUCGGUGGACCGACUUUCGCCAACACUUAUGAGAAGACCACGAGCAGAUUCCUAUCAAAACUUUCACGGAUUGAGCCAUGACAGUUUCAAACGUUUAAGUGCUGAUGUAUGCCGCUGUCAGAGACCGAAGCGAGUUUCCAAUGCGGAGUCUCAGUGCAUCAGCUGCAUGUUGAGAAGCGAAGAUCCGAUUAAACGUCAUCGUAUGGAUAGACCCAUUUCCAGGUUGAGCUUGUGUCGUUCUUACGAUAACAACGAGCCAACCUGUACACCAAACCGAUCUACAAGUAGGCUACGAUUUAGUGACCAGACAAGCGUGACAAGCGAAACAAAUCAACAAACUGCUGUAGAAGAAGCUGCAACCCAAGAAGAUGUACACGAAAAAGUUUAACCGUUACGAUGAGCUGCUAAAUUCCACGUAUUUUAUGUCCUUCGGGCAGGGGAAUAAAUCAAAAUCUGUUUCGCUCGAACAUCGAGACCUCUACAUCCGAGCUAUGACAACAACAUUUCGCAUGGCUCAUCAUCCGUUUGAGAACAAGACUUGUCCCCGGAAGCAGCUGCCCUGUGAAGUUCCAGUUGAAAUUUGUUGUACUUGUCCUGUUUAGUUACAAGAAUUUCCAGAAACGUCAGGAACCAAGAAAUGGAUAAAAAUGCAACUUUAAAACGACAUCCAGUCAAGAAGAAUUAUUAAACUGUUUUACUGGAGAAACCCCC